AUCAUUCUGAACAGGCGUUUCGCAGACAACUAUCCACAGGGGUCUUUCCGUCAUCAUAACCACGACAACGCGUGAGAAGUUAAACAAUCGGAAAAGGUCUUCCACCACUGGGUCAGGAUGGGUCGCUCCUCCAAAGACAAGCGGGACAUUUACUACCGUAUGGCCAAAGAGGAAGGCUGGAGAGCGAGGAGCGCCUUCAAGCUCCUGCAGCUCGACCAGGAGUUCAACCUGUUCACAGGUGUGAACAGAGUGGUGGAUUUGUGUGCAGCUCCAGGCAGCUGGAGUCAGGUCCUCAGUCAGAAACUGAGAGGAAGGGAGAAGGGUGAGGGGGCCGGGAAGGUAAAGAUUGUGGCAGUGGACCUGCAGGCAAUGGCUCCUCUGCCAGGAGUCACUCAAAUCCAGGGAGACAUCACCAAGGUAUCGACAGCACAAGAGAUAAUCCGUCACUUUGAGGGUCAGCCGGCCGACUUGGUGGUGUGUGACGGAGCUCCGGAUGUUACUGGGCUCCAUGAUGUGGAUGAGUUCAUCCAGGCUCAGCUCCUAUUGGCUGCUCUGAACAUCACCACCCACGUCCUUAAACCUGGAGGAACAUUUGUGGCCAAAAUCUUUAGAGGGAAAGAUGUGACGCUACUGUACUCUCAGCUGAAGAUCUUCUUCACUGGUGUGACAUGCUCCAAGCCUCGCAGCAGCAGGAACUCCAGCAUCGAGGCGUUCGCGGUGUGUCAGAAUUACUCUCCUCCUGAAGGCUACGUCCCGAACAUGUCCAACCCUCUGCUGGAUAAUUCCUACGAUGUGGACUUUAACCAGUUAGAGGGUCCAAACCGUGUUAUUGUUCCUUUUUUGGCAUGUGGCGACCUCAGUGCUUUCGACUCCGACAGAACCUACCCUCUACAGUUGGAUGCUGGUAAAGAUUAUCAGUACACCCCCCCUACUCAGCCACCCAUCUGCCCCCCCUACCAGCAGGCUUGCCACUUGCGCAAAAACAACCUGUUGUCUAGAGAGGACACUCCUUCCGUCUGUCCCGACCCGAGACCAGAAGACCCAGAGCCAGCGGCUGAGUCAACCUGAUGUGUCUCACCGCUGCCGAGAUAAAGCGUACGUUGUUUUCCCCACGUCGCCAUCGCACUGCUAAGCUAGGCCAAACAUGUUCUGGACCGAUCUCUGUACUAAAUGUUUGCCCAGGUGAGAAUGCUAUCAUUAUUUUGUCUGAUUUUAUGUAGAGAAUAGAUCCUUCAUCUUUCAGUCUAAGGAUGUGUAACAAUUUGAUUUUAAAAAUAAAAGUAAUUUCUUUAAGGCAAACUA
This is a messenger RNA of Monopterus albus (swamp eel), 1302 nucleotides long. RefSeq names its product FtsJ RNA 2'-O-methyltransferase 1 (gene ftsj1). The record is from RefSeq and is a predicted model, not a curated record. Gene Ontology annotation, cellular component: cytoplasm. Gene Ontology annotation, molecular function: tRNA methyltransferase activity. The transcript has 11 exons. The coding region runs from base 118 to 1068 and encodes 316 amino acids. Gene Ontology annotation, biological process: tRNA methylation; cytoplasmic translation. NCBI's taxonomy places the organism in Eukaryota, Metazoa, Chordata, Actinopteri, Synbranchiformes, Synbranchidae.